CGGCCAACGGGACAGCGAAGGAGUCCUUUCAUUCUACCCCGAGUCCUCCUCCAAAGCUUGCGCAAUGGGUGUCCCAUCGACACAGGCGUCUAACGCUAUCAUCUACCUAACUUACGGCGCAUUCUUGAUUACGGGUGUCUAUAUCGCAUUUAAGCUCCGCCAUCAGUCAAAGGGCGAAUACUUGUCCAGCAAUGGGACGCAGAAGGGCAUCCCGCUUGCUCUGAACUUUAUCGCAUCGGCUCUCGGCUCUGGAAUUCUCUUUUCCUACCCUGAGAUCGCGACUAUUUGCGGAGUGCAGGGCUUGGUGGUCUAUUCACUUUCGUCCUCACUCCCGCUUUUGGUCUUUGGUUGGCUGGGCCCUGUCCUCCGACGGAAAUGCCCCGAGGGCUUUGUGCUUACGGAAUGGACGAGACAACGAUACGGGACGGUGACAGCCUUGUUUCUUAGUCUUUGCACCCUCAUUACCCUAUUCCUCUACAUGGUGUCCGAACUCUCCGCUAUGCAGCAAAUCGUCAACGUCUUGACAGGACUGGACGGACUGCCAGCUAUCAUCGUCGAAGCCGCGGUUACAACCAUAUACACUUCCAUUGGCGGUUUCCGCGUGUCUUUCAUAACCGACAAUAUCCAAGGCGCCAUGGUCGUUGGGCUCAUCAUUCUAGGCGUCAUAUCAGUCGGAGCUACUACCAACAUCGACCGCAGCCUGAUCAAAGAAUCCGGGUUCUUAAAUUCCAGCCUCCUGGGUUGGCAGCUCGUCUACAUCCUCCCAGUUGCAGUGCUCACGAACGACUUCUUCGUAUCUGGCUUCUGGCUUCGCACCUUUGCCUCCAAGACCGACAAAGAUCUUUGGAUUGGUGUUAUUAUAGCUACGGUAGCUGUGACCAUCAUCCUUACCUUCGUUGGCAGUGCGGGCCUCCUCGCCGCCUGGUCUGGUGCCUGGCCCCUUGGCUCUUCAGACUCUGGGUACCUCUCGCUCUUCCUCCUGCUCGGCCAGCUCCCGGCCUGGGUCGUCGGCGUCGUCCUUGUCAUGGUCGUCUCCCUGUCCACCGCCGCCUUCGACUCCUUCCAGAGCGCCAUGGUGAGCACAGGCUCCAACGACAUCUUCCGCAACCGGCUCAACCUGUGGUUCAUUCGCGCUUGUGUCGUAGUGAUCAUCGUGCCUGUUGUCGUGGUUGCGUUGAAGAGCCCGGACAUCUUGCAGAUCUACUUGAUCAGCGACCUCGUCAGCGCCGCGCUCGUCCCCGUUCUCAUCCUCGGGCUCUCCGACUGGUUCUAUUGGUGGCGCGGCUUUGACGUCGUCGUCGGCGGCCUCGGUGGCAUCAUGACCGUGUUUUUCUUCGGCCUGGUCUUCUACAAGGGCGAUGCUCAGUUGGCUGGGAACCUGCUCCUCCUCGAAGGCGGCCUCUAUGGGAACGACUGGAGCGCGUUUGGUGCCUUCAUGGCCGCUCCCAUAGGCGGUCUUCUCUGGGGUUUCGGCGCUUGCGGACUCCGUCUCUUGACGUUGUAUAUCAUAGCCAAGGUUAAGGGACAUAGGUUCGAUGCUUUAGAUCGGCCGGUGCCACAGUUUCAUCCUACUGAUGCUGCUACGGACAGCGAGCAGGAGGCAGUCACUGAGCAUCGGGCGGAUACGAAGACGGAUGGGAAGUUCUUCUAGGGCACUGUGGCUCGAAGUACGAGAUUUCAGGAGAGUCGUUUGGGUGGGCGGCAGCUGAGAGAGAAGUGUAUGGGAUGGGAUGGCAUGGGAUGGCAUGGGAUGGCAUGGGAUGGGAGUGGGGAAGUGUCUUUUGACUUCUGGCAUGAGUUGGAUGAAGGCAGAGAGUUGGUAGUUGUUACAAAUUGUAAUGCUUACGAG
Molecule: messenger RNA, 1849 nt
Organism: Mytilinidion resinicola
Lineage: Eukaryota; Fungi; Ascomycota; Dothideomycetes; Mytilinidiales; Mytilinidiaceae
Exons: 7
Coding region: 65-1651 (528 amino acids)
Biological process (GO): transmembrane transport
Cellular component (GO): membrane
Molecular function (GO): transmembrane transporter activity
Source: RefSeq, a predicted model, not a curated record